AUGUCGACCGCGAAAACACUCAGAGUGGCUGUUGGACAGCUUUGUUCAUCCUCCGAUUUGGCCCGUAAUGCCAGAGUCGUCAAUAAGCUCAUUCAACAAGCUGUUCAAAAACAGGUUUCAGUGCUUUUUCUUCCAGAAGCCACUGACUACCUCUCGAGAAAUGCCCAACAUUCAUACGAGUUGGCUACCUCCACGCAUUCGAAGUUUGUCAGUGUCAUUCAGAAACAGCUCCAGCUGCUCAAUUUGUCUGACUUCUACGUAGCUAUAGGAAUCCACGAGCCUACCGAGGGAGGAAAGCGGGUUCAAAAUAACCAGCUCUGGCUCGAUGCGCAGGGCAAGAUUAUUUCUCGGUAUCAGAAAAUACAUUUGUUUGAUGUGAAUAUCAAAAAUGGACCCAUCUUGCAGGAAUCAAAGUCGGUAGAACCAGGCAAUAAGAUUUUGGAGCCAUUAGCCAUUGCCAAUUCUGACUUUCUGGUGGGGUUAGCCAUUUGCUACGAUAUCAGAUUUCCUGAGUUGGCCCUUAGAUUACGUAAACUCGGAGCAAGUAUCAUCACCUAUCCCUCAGCUUUCACCACGAAAACCGGGGAAGCCCAUUGGGAAUUGCUAGGAAGAGCUCGGGCUGUAGAUGCACAAAGCUACGUAGUCAUGGCUGCCCAAUCUGGUGAACAUGAUAUCUACGCAGAUAGACCUCCGGCGGAGGGUGAGGAGGUCAAGAAGAGAAUCAGCUACGGGGAAUCAUUGAUCAUUGAUCCGUGGGGAACUGUCCUCGGCCGGGGUAAGAAGUAUACGGACGAGAUCACAGUGGACGAAGAUGGAGAUUACUACGAGCUAGUGACGGCUGAUUUGGACUAUGAAAAAUUGGAGGGGAUCCGCAAGAACAUGCCAUUGUUAGAACACAGACGCCCCGACGUCUUUGGCUACGAGAUAUAG
Messenger RNA from Scheffersomyces stipitis CBS 6054, 930 nucleotides. It is a transcript of the gene NIT2, whose product is annotated as putative hydrolase. The record is from RefSeq and is a predicted model, not a curated record. The transcript has a single exon. Gene Ontology annotation, molecular function: hydrolase activity, acting on carbon-nitrogen (but not peptide) bonds, in linear amides. Bases 1 to 930 code for a protein of 309 amino acids. Lineage: Eukaryota; Fungi; Ascomycota; Pichiomycetes; Serinales; Debaryomycetaceae.